AUGCUAUUAUGCCUGACAACGUCCAUAGUACCUACAGUCAUCGUGGACAAUAUCGUAUGGCCCAAUGGAAUCAUUUCAGCAGAUGAAAGGAUUUUCGGGUUUCCAUAUUCAAUCAUCGUACCCGAUAAAUUUCUUGUGUCGAGUAAAACAAAAGGAAAUUUAUAUCUCAUCCCUCCACCAUUCACAGGUCAACAGCCAAUUCCACUUGUACCCAGUGAACAGAAAUUGUGGUUUUAUCAUGAUGCCGUCUUCAACGACAUGGAUUUGGAUGGUUAUGUUGAUAUUGUUACUGCUCGUGCUAAUGUUCCGCUUGUUAGUCAACCUGUUGGAGAACUCAUUUGGUUGACAAAUCCUGGAAAUUCUAGUAAGGAAAUUUGGAUCAUAAAUCAUAUAGCUGAUGCGGAUUUAAAUGGAGACUCACGAGUAGAGUUGCUGGUACCUUGUAACGAUGUCAAGAAUGGUUCAUUUGUUGUGUAUGAAUUACCUAUCGAUGAUUUUCGCUCAGGUGAAAUUGUGAAACAUUCCUUAGCAACUAAUUUUAAACCAUUAAGUGAAUCAAAAGGACGUGGUGCUUCCGGUAGUGCACUCGUCGUAGACAUAUAUGAUCAACGUAAACCCGUUAUUACAUUAUCUGGAGAUGAUGAUGGCUGUGCAUAUCUCUUAGUAGCUCAAAGUGAAGAUGUAGCAGAUUGGAAUUAUACGUUGACGAAAUUUCAUCAGGUAGAAUCUACUGUAGGUCAAUUAAGUGGGAAUGAUAUUGACAAUGAUGGCAACCUAAAAAUAUUUGUACCAUCAUACGGACAGAAUCAAAUAACAAUUUACAGAUUAUUACACAACUAA
Didymodactylos carnosus is the source of this 840-nucleotide messenger RNA. NCBI's taxonomy places the organism in Eukaryota, Metazoa, Rotifera, Eurotatoria, Philodinida, Philodinidae. The record is from the annotation of a GenBank genome assembly.